CGUCAUAAUGGUUUGAAUUGAGUCGCUGACUUUGUUGUCACGUGCUCCUGAGGCUCAGGUCUUAUUAUGGUGGACUCAGUGGACAUGUCGGGGACCAGCGGUGCCCCGGUCUCUGUGUCUAACCGGUAUCAAACAAUCCCGCUGCCGGAGUCUGACGCACACUUCCCCGGACAGCCAUACUCCGUGUCCGUGCUUAAAGUGGGGUACUGUCUUCCUCAGCCCGACGGGACGUUCAGAGCCGACGGUACCAUCACCCUCAUAACAGGACCCAAGACUAUUCUGGUGGACACGGGGGGGCCGUGGGACCGGGACUUUCUCCUCAUGUCGCUGAAAGAGAGGGGUCUGGAACCGGGAGACAUCAACUUGGUCGUGGGGACUCACGGGCAUUCAGACCACAUUGGAAAUCUGGGACUUUUUCCAACAGCUGUAACGAUUGUAGGAAAUGACAUCAGCCAAGGGGACACGUACCGUCCUAACAGGCUGGCACAGGGUCACGCUUACACUGUUGAUGAACAUAUAUAUGUAGUUCCAAGUCCAGGCCACACAGGACAAGAUGUCAGCGUUCAAGUGAAGGGAACCUCAGCAGGCACUCUGCUCGUUGCAGGGGACUUAUUCGAAUGCUGCUCAGACGAGGACAGCUGGCGGGAUGUGAGUAUGAACACAGCAGUGCAGGAGGUCAGCCGCCAAGAGGCGUUACGCACUGCUGACAUCAUCAUACCGGGACAUGGACCCCCAUUCAGAGUCCUCAGGAACUGAGGAACCAACAUGGAGAUCAGUUCAAUUAACAUUUGGUGGAGUUAUACAACAGAAAUGGAUCUGCUAGACAUAGGACCUGUUCAGACCUGGCAUUCACACGUGGACAGCCCUAAGUAACAGGUGUGGAUGCACCAAAGAGGGUUUAAGGACACAUUUGAGAUCCAAUCAGAUGUGUGUGGCCACAUUCUUUUGUCUGUAUGUGGUAGUGGGGGGUGGUUGGUGUCGGUGGCAGGAGGGAGAGAGUGGGCAGGUGGCUCAGGGAUUGGCACCAGGGAGAGAGUCUGAUUGUGUACAGGUGUACUGACAGUCACGACGAGUAGCUGGAGGCACAAACCCAGCAGGACAAUUGUAUAUGUAUAUGUGUGUAUGUGAUGGUCCUUGACCACAUUGAAGGACCGCCUACUCAGCUGAUGUCCUCCAACCCUCUACAGUUUCAUAAUGAGCCUAAAGGUUUUUUUUUACACCUCAUUAUUUCCCAUAUAUUGAAUUAUUUGUGGCCACCCACACAAUAUGGACACUGACUGUAUAAAUAAAAUGAUGUCAUGGUAAAGUUUUGUGCAUUUUGCAAAGCCCUGUUCUCUC
Molecule: messenger RNA, 1338 nt
Organism: Paralichthys olivaceus (Japanese flounder)
Lineage: Eukaryota; Metazoa; Chordata; Actinopteri; Pleuronectiformes; Paralichthyidae
Gene: mblac1
Product: metallo-beta-lactamase domain containing 1
Source: RefSeq, a predicted model, not a curated record